Messenger RNA from Eriocheir sinensis (Chinese mitten crab), 5534 nucleotides. It is a transcript of the gene Lnk, whose product is annotated as SH2B adapter protein 1-like. Lineage: Eukaryota; Metazoa; Arthropoda; Malacostraca; Decapoda; Varunidae. The transcript has 8 exons. Gene Ontology annotation, cellular component: plasma membrane. Gene Ontology annotation, biological process: intracellular signal transduction. The record is from RefSeq and is a predicted model, not a curated record. The coding region runs from base 180 to 1826 and encodes 548 amino acids. Gene Ontology annotation, molecular function: transmembrane receptor protein tyrosine kinase adaptor activity.
CCGUUAAAGAGGUACCAUUAGCAGCGGUACCAGUACCGGUACCAGUGUCCAUAGUAAACAGUCAAGAUGGAGACCUAAGGCAAGGGGGCGGCCUGAGGAGGAUGUCACCCCGCCUCCCUAUUUCCUCAUAUCCCCGCAACACCUGACGUUUCACAAGGGCUCAGUCUCACACCUGAACCAUGGCCGCUGCAGCCGAGACGGAGCCGGAGAGCCGCAGGAGCCACCAGAACACUGACUGGGAGGAGUUUUGUGACAAGCAGGCGAGAAUGGCCGCCGUCAAGUUCGUGAGGUCCUGGAAGGUGUUCGUGGCCCUCCAGUCCCAGUUCAGGGACGUUGACCACAAGGACCUGGCGCAGAAAUUUGCCGAACUUUUCCCUGUCCACCUCGAGCACGCCCUCAAGAACCCCCCCAACGGCGUGAAGGUGCGGAACGGGGUCGGAGGAGGAGGUGUGGGCACUAGGUCGGCCUCAGCUGAUGACAUCCUGGAGGCGGCUGAGAGUGACGAGGGGGGCGAGUCUCCCUCCCCUAAGGUCACCCACAGGCCUUUCUUCCGCCGGCUGUCCUUUAAGGGGCUGAAGAAGGGCAAGAUAUUCCUUAAACAGCAUUCAGACGAGGUGGAGCUGUCACCCCACCACGAGAAGCAGGGCAAAGGGGACCGACCCAAGGCCCGCGUGGUCAAGGUGGCGGUGGAGUGCAUCAGGGAAGGCCCGGCACACCUCCUGGCCGGGGACACCCAGGAGGGCCGCCCCCACUGGCUCAAGUGUCGCAUGGCCCUGGUCAAAGUGGCGGCCGGACACAUGCUGGAGUUUUAUGCACCGCCCAAAAGUAUGAAGCCCCGCACAGGGGUGUUUUGCAUAUCAAUUAAUGAAGCUCGUGAGACCACAGACUUAGAGAUGCCGGACCUCAGAAACACAUUUGUCAUCAAGGCAGACAGUGGCAGCGAGUGGGUGGUGGAGGCCCAGGAUCAGGAGGACAUGAAGACUUGGCUCACCACCAUUGUUGCCCACUGCUGUGCCAACGACAAGGAACAGUCCAAAAACUAUGAGCUGCGACCAGCCAUGUACAGCGUAAAGAAUGAAUCAUCUCAGUCCCUUGCUGGGGGCGGGGAUAUACCAGAACGGCAGGAGCAUCCUCCAGACCUUCCUCCAAGGGUUCCCGGCACUACCUCUCCCAGUUCUCAGCAGGCUAAUAUUAUUGCAGCGAUGCAGAACAAUCUCUCCAUGCACUCCAGGUCUCAAAAUGGACUUGGAGACUAUUCCAAUGAAGAUGCAGUCAACCUCCGUGUGCCUCAAGAGGUGGACUUUUAUUCAACCCUUCGGGAUUACCCUUGGUUCCAUGGGACCCUCUCACGCUGUGAUGCUGCCUCAGCCGUGCUUCAGGAGGCAGUGGCGGGCCAUGGAGUAUUUCUGGUCAGACAAAGUGAAACCAGGAAAGGGGAAUAUGUACUUACCUUUAAUUACCAAGGGAGAGCCAAGCAUCUGAGAAUGACCAUCAACCCAGAUGGAGCUUGUAGGGUCCAACACCUGUCAUUUGCUACAAUAUUUGACCUAUUAGAAUACUUCCGUGACAACCACAUCCCCCUGGAGUCGGGAGGCACCUCGGAUGUCACCCUGUCUGAGUUUGUCAUUGCUGCUGAUUACUCGGCUCAGUCUAGCCAGGCUGGAACUGAACGCAGGCCACUCAACCUCCCUGACACUCGAGAGGUCACCACUCAUGGGGGAUCGGUGCGCAUGACCACCUCGGCACUCGAGCGACUCCAGUAUGAACAAAGCAACUCAGGCGGGUCCGCAGUAAGGGCUGUGGAGAACACUUACACAUUUACCUGAAGACAUCCUACCUGAAGCUUCUUAGGGAUCCUACUUAAUACUCAGUAAGUGACAAGUUUGAGUACUUAGUGUGAGUACAGUUGUGAGGCUCUUCAUGAGUGCUUUAACAUCACAGUAGUCUGGGGAAACAUGGAUGAGGGGUAACAAAGAGUGCUCAAGGUGUGUGAUAAACAGUGAAGUUGAUUUGCACAACUAAAUGUAUGUCUUGAAGGAUUCAAAGUUAUAAAAUUUGAAAUGUCAUGCAAGUGACAUCAUAAGAUUACCUGGUUUUCUGCAGGUUCAUAUUUGAUAAGUGCUGUAAAGAGCAUUUUUCAUUGAAUAUACUGGAUAAAAUAAUAGACUAACAAUUACAUUGAAGAUAAAGUUUGCUUUUUGAAAAUGUGUAAUAACUUUGCAAGACUUACUCUGCUAUAAAGUGAGUUGUGUUUAAUGUCAUGAAAUGGAGUUCUGCUUAAACUCUCAUGAAGUGGAGUUGUAAUUAGUGUGCUAUGAAGGGCAGUCAUGAUGCAGAGUGGGUUGUAAAUGAAUUGCAGUAGUGUUAAUCCAUUUGAAAAUAAUCAAAGGAGAAUAUCAUGAAUACAGUUCUUCCACUUUUAUAAUGAGCACAAAAGUCUAAUGAAUGAAUGAAACUGCUCAAAUGUAGUCAAUUCCUUCAUAGUAUUGACAUGAGUUUAAUUUUAAUACUGGCAAAGCUUCAGCUGUACCCUAAGGAAAGGCUCUUAUGAAGUCUUUCUUUGCUCACAGUUGUUCGUGUUAAAGCAUUUGCAGGCAGGUUAGUGCUGCUGUCAUUUGUUCAAGUUGCCUCACUUCACGAGAGAUGGCUCUGGACAUUAGAUUUGCACCAGAGGCUUCUCAGAUCUGUCUGGUUGUUAUGUGCAGUGUCUGCAGCUGAUGAGUCACAGAGGCAGUCUGAUUCUCAUUGAAGAUUCUAUUGUCCCACAGAUAUACUAUUGGACUCCUACAUAUUACUUGAUUUGCCAAGUGAAGUAGAUGUAUGCUUUUCAUUAGGAAUUGUCAUUUCUAUUCAGAAUGUGUUUAUGUUCUUUCCUAUUACGCCAAUCUCCUUCAGAAACUCGUAUUGAAUAAGUUGUAAUUUUCUGAGUGUUUAAUGUCUUUAUUUAAUGCAGCUUUUACAUUGUCCAGUAUGUUAUUUAUGUUGAGUGUGGUCAUUUCAUUUGCAGCCCUGUUCUACACCAAAAGUUGUGAUUGUACAGUGAAGUAGUUACUAAUAUGUGGUUGCAACAUAUUGUGCUGUAAUACUCUUAGACCAAGAUCUCAGUGUGAAUUUAGUUUAUACAUUGAUCCUCCACGAGCCUGUUGUGAGUACUCGUUCUGUUUGGUAUCCAUGUGCCACCCUUAGAACGGAAGCCACCGGGGAGUCCAGCGACAGGUAGCACAGACACAGACAUGGAUUGUUUUAAUCUAUUUUAUUUAAAUGUAAUUAAUGUAUGUAUAUAUGUAAAUAUUACGUUACUCUUUGAGCAAUUUAUUGCCUUCAUAACUAUCUUCAUUUCAAUAUAUAUAUAUAUAUAUAUAUAUAUAUAUAUAUAUAUAUAUAUAUAUAUAUAUAUAUAUAUAUAUAUAUAUAUAUAUAUAUAUAUAUUGUGUGUAUGUGUGUGUGUGGGCGUUCUCAUGCACAUUACCAUGUGUGUGAUGUGUAGCCAAUUUCCUCAAGGUCACAGUGUCAUUUAUUGUGGAGUUGUAGUAUGCUGUUCUAUCCUCCACAUUCUCAUUUAUAAUCUCUUAUUUCUUCUUAGGAAAAAGGAAUGUUUAUUGUUGGUGUCUGCAGCUGCCAGGAAAGUGUCUGGUGGUUGUGUUUGUUGUCUUUCACGGUGAGCAAGGUGCUUCAUGUUGGUGUAGCUAUUUUUAAAGAUAUUGUGAAAUUCUCUUUCUUGUGUCGACUGUACAAUGUCUUUUUUCUGGACAUUUAAUGAAGUUUUAUUUGAUCUUAAUCAUUCAAGAAAAACUAAAUUUUCACAAUAGUGACAGGUGUCACUGGUCAUAAUAGGCACACCCAACAUCACCACUUGAGCGGUACACACUAUGUGGAGGGACUGUUUGUGUCUUGGGUGAGGGGAGUGGGCUAAAGAGUAGCCUCUUGAUUUUUUUGUUUAUUUAUAUAUGACGCACGAAACAUACUAGAGUUAAAUCAAAGUAUGUGCUUAAUCAUUCAUAUACAUCCUGAUAAUAUUUCUUUGGUUUCUGAUUCACAAAAUUGAGUGAAAUUCUAGUGUAUUAACAAUCACAAAAUCUCUAUCACUAAUAAAACAAAGUGAUAAUGCAAGUUAUGUCCCAUGAAAUAAAUGGAAGCUCACAAAAGUCAGAAUAAGUGACAUCACCUGCUUUGUGUAGUAAGAACAUGUUUAUUUAAUAAUGUGAUACCUGCAACAUGGCAAGGACUGUAGCCAGUUGUACGAAAACAUCAAGUGACUUAGCGCAGGGAUUUUAGAUGUGAAAUGCUAAUGCAAAGAACAUGCCUGCACAUACAUGGAAUCUUUCUAACUGUAAGUCUUAUUCAUGGAAGAAAGUAGACACACAAAGUUGAUACCCAUGUAACAAUAGGCUGAAGGACAGGGCAACAUUUCCAUCCCAGAUAACACAGCCAUGGAGAUGAAAAUUGUUCAAAACGAAUGUAAAAAGAGGUGUGGUUUGGAGAGGAACAAAACCUUCAUAUGUCUGUCCCAAGCUUGUCAACUAAUGGCCCUUCCCAAGCACAGCCAGACCCAGAAUACUUUGCUUACUAUGACUGGGGAAGAUCACCCACACCCAGAAUGAAGAAUGUUAGGCAAAUCAGGCCUUUGUGUAGGUAAAUAUGUGGUGGUGUUUGGUGCCAGCUUCCAGCGCGUAGCUGCAGUUGUCAUACAAAAUAUGAGCAUAUUUUCAUAUUCAGAUUCUCUUGUUUAUUCAAUAUUUUCCACAAGAAAAAGAAUACUAAGGCUAAGGACCGUACUGAAUCCACAUCUUGUGUGGAGAUGUUAGGUGCACCUAUUGUGAGGUGAUGAAUUAAAAAACUGCAGAAUCAGCAUAAAAAGUAUUUGUGAUCAUUAUGUAGCAUAACUGAAAUGCUAGACCUUGGAAGGCUGUGUUAGCUAUGUUAUGCUCAUGUGGUGCAACAUUUUGGCAGCUGUUUGCUGCAUACAUUGGUCAUAUGCCUAAAAGCUGUUGGCAUUAGUAAACCUGUAGUCUAAGUGUGUGCAUGAGUGUGUAUUACCUAGUGAUAAACAGGAAAUGUGCUACGCUCAUGGGGUCCCAUCUAAGUCGUAAUUGGUCAGAUUUAGCCAAGCAUCUCAUUAUUAACUUCCUUUUAUGUCCUUUAGUUGCUCCUCCAUCCCAUACAGUCCAAUACAUCAGUUCUGUCUACUCACUUAAUUGCCCUGAACACUGCAAUCAUGUAACCUCUCUCCUUUCUUUUAAAGAUGGCCACCCCAAGUUUCCCAAUCUUUCCUUCUACAUUAAAUCUGUCAGACUAGGGACCAUCUUGGUUGUUACUCGUUGUAUUCUCUUGAUCUUGCUGAUAUGUUUUAUAUGGGGACCAUACCACUGCUGCGUAUUCCAACCUUGGAUGGAUCAAUGCCACUUUCAGUUUCUUCAUCAUCUCUUCCUUCAUGUAGUGAAAGGCCACUCUUAUAUUUGUCAACAGCUUAUAUGCCUUGCCAACAAUCCUGUUGAUAUGCUCUUCAGGUGAAUAGAAACCAAAUUCUUUGUUAU